Trematomus bernacchii (emerald rockcod) is the source of this 1737-nucleotide messenger RNA. Its product is annotated as cytochrome P450 2K1-like. Lineage: Eukaryota; Metazoa; Chordata; Actinopteri; Perciformes; Nototheniidae. The transcript is spliced from 9 exons. Gene Ontology annotation, molecular function: oxidoreductase activity, acting on paired donors, with incorporation or reduction of molecular oxygen, reduced flavin or flavoprotein as one donor, and incorporation of one atom of oxygen; iron ion binding; heme binding. Gene Ontology annotation, biological process: xenobiotic metabolic process. The record is from RefSeq and is a predicted model, not a curated record. Bases 1 to 1539 code for a protein of 512 amino acids. Gene Ontology annotation, cellular component: intracellular membrane-bounded organelle; cytoplasm.
AUGGGAAUAUUAGAUAUUUUUCUCCAGGCCUCGAGUACUAGCUCUCUUUUGGGGGCUCUGGUGGUCUUGGUGCUUGUCUACAUCGUCUCCUCCUCCAGCUUCGGAUCCCAGGAUGAAGGAAAGGGACCUCCAGGUCCGAAACCACUUCCCCUACUAGGCAACCUGCUGCAGCUUGACCUCAAGAGACCCUACCACACAUUGCUGGAGCUUUCCAAGAAAUAUGGAUCAGUGUUUACCAUCUAUUUGGGACCCAAAAAAGUGGUGGUCCUGGCAGGAUACAAGACAGUAAAGGAGGCACUUCUCAAUCGAGCUGAAGAGUUUGGAGAUAGAGACAAGCUGCAAAUUACGCAUGAUUAUAAUCAAGGGCACGGGGUUCUAUGGUCCAACGGUGAUUCAUGGAAAGAGAUGAGGCGCUUUGCCUUGACUAACCUCAGAGACUUUGGGAUGGGUAAGAGGGCUUCUGAGGACAAGAUCAUUGAGGAAUGUGAGCACCUCAUAGAAGUGUUUAAGAAAUGCAAAGGUAAGUCUUUUGAUACAACUCAACCCAUAAACUAUGCGGUCUCUAAUAUCAUCUGCUCAAUUGUUUAUGGCAGCAGAUUUGAAUAUGAUGAUGCAGAGUUUACAUCACUGGCAGAUCGAACAAUCAGAACUAUUCAGCUUGUGGGCUCACCAUCGAUACUUUUCUUUAACUUGUUUCCAUGGAUCGGUAAAUUUGUCGCUCACAGAAAGGAGAUCAAUAUGUUGAUUUCCGCCAACACAAAACAGAAUCAACACCUCUUUAGUCGUUUGAAAGAGACCCUUAAUCCACAGAUGUGCAGAGGCUAUGUGGAUGGAGGUUGGGAAGCAUUUCUAAAAGCACCGAUUCAUAUUUACUUGCAGGAAUCUGGGGUUACGGACAGUAAUUUCCACGAUAAAAACCUGAUGCAGACAGUUCUUAAUCUCUUUGCUGCCGGGACUGACACAACAGCAACAACGCUGAGAUGGGGACUUCUGUUUAUGGCCAAGUAUCCAAAAAUACAAGGCAAAGUCAAAGAAGAGCUGAGCAGGGUGAUAGGAAGUCGUCAAGCCCAGGUAGAGGACAGGAAGAGCCUGCCUUUCACUGACGCUGUCAUCCAUGAGACACAGCGACUGGCUAACAUCGUCCCCAUGGCACUUCCUCACAAAACGAGCCAAGACGUAACUUUCCAGGGUCACUUCAUUAAGAAGGGGACCACAGUAUAUCCUCUCUUGACAUCCGUCCUGUAUGAUGAGAGUGAGUGGGAACACCCCCUCAGUUUUUAUCCUGCUCACUUCUUGGACAAAGAUGGGAAGUUCCUCAAGCGAGAGGCCUUCAUGCCUUUUUCUGCAGGUCGCAGGGUUUGUCUUGGAGAGAGUCUGGCCAGGAUGGAGCUCUUCAUCUUCUUCACCAGCCUCUUGCAACACUUUCGUUUUACGCCUGCUCCAGGAGUUUCGGUGGAUGAAUUGGAUCUUACUCCACGCACAGGCUUCACUCUCAACCCUUCACUUCAUAAACUGUGUGCUGUUUCCUGUGACCAGUAGGGCUUGAAAAUGCUGCUUAGUCCCACUGUCAUCACUUCAUAUUCAUUAAAUUCAUGAGUUCUGAUUCUGAUUUCUGAGUCAUUCUAAUGAGUUCAGCAUGAUAUUUCAUGUAGUGCAAUAGGACUAAAUAUAUACAACUUCAUUAAUGUCAUUAUCACCUUCUCACAAAAAACGUGUUGUGAAUGCAAAUCAGUUCAA